Molecule: messenger RNA, 2839 nt
Organism: Lethenteron reissneri (Far Eastern brook lamprey)
Lineage: Eukaryota; Metazoa; Chordata; Hyperoartia; Petromyzontiformes; Petromyzontidae
Gene: NT5C3A
Product: 5'-nucleotidase, cytosolic IIIA
Cellular component (GO): cytoplasm
Molecular function (GO): 5'-nucleotidase activity; magnesium ion binding
Source: RefSeq, a predicted model, not a curated record
CACGUCUGCCAGUCCCGCUAGGCACAUGUAUUGCUAAGAAUAGCCGGGCCUGUGCGGGGACUUUGGGCGAGCAGUUCACUCUCGUUGCUGUGAUGAUGCCUCCCCGGGCGUGUACCCGGCUCGCUGUGCUGCUGUGUGUGCUGCUGCCGUGUCGAUCGGGGAAACCGGACUGGAGCGGACAUCCUAGUCGUGACACGCCUUCGUGCGUUGCCGUGCUAAACAUGCCUGAAUUCCAGAAGCGGACGGUGCACAUCCGUGACCCUGAGCGGGUGGAGGCCAUAAUGUGUGGCCUAAUCGAGGGAGGAGCCUCAAAGCUGCAGAUUGUCACAGAUUUUGACAUGACUUUAACGAGAUUUUCGGAUAAUGGAACACGCUGUCCGACCUGUUACAACAUCAUUGAAAGCUGCAAGUCUGUUACAGAAGAGGGAAUAAGGCAGCUGCAUGCCUUGAAAGACAAGUACUACGCCAUUGAAAUCGACCCAAAGCUGAGCAACGAAGAGAAGCUUCCCUACAUGGUCGAGUGGUGGACCAAGGCACACAACCUGCUGGUGCAGCAGGGCCUCCACAAGGAUGAGCUGGAGCAUGCCGUGAGAGACUCCGACGUCAUGCUCAGGGAAGGCUAUGUGUGGUUCUUCAACCGCCUGAACGAGCGGCACGUGCCCGUGUUCAUCUUCUCGGCGGGUGUGGGUGACGUGCUCGAAGAGGUCAUUCGCCAGGCGGAUGUGUUCCACCCCAACGUUCAUGUCGUCUCCAACUACAUGGAUUUUGACGACGGCGGUGUGCUGAGGGGAUUCAAGGGAGAGCUGAUCCACAUCUACAACAAGCGAGAGGGCGCACUGCGCAAUGCCGAUUACUUCAAGCAACUGCGCAACUACAGCAACGUUCUGCUGCUCGGAGACUCGCUGGGAGACCUGCACAUGGCAGAUGGAGUGCCCAGGCUUGACAACAUGCUCAAGAUUGGCUUCCUCAACGACAAGGUGGAGGAGAGACUGGAGAAGUACAUGGAAAUGUACGACAUUGUCUUGGUGCGAGAUGAGACGUUGGAGCUGGCCAAUGCCAUCCUGCAGAAGAUUCUGUAGCCCAAACACCAUGGUCUAUCAAUUACAGCAAAAAAAAAGUGACUCCACCAGCCCCACCCAAUCCCCAUCAACCACAGCAGCUCUGAUCUUUGCUCUUCCCCAUCCUUAACCGUUAACUGAAUGGAUUCAUACUGCAUGAGUAUGGAUCUGUUUAUGGUGUAAUCGUGCAAAACCACUGCUAAAACCACUACGUUUGAAUCUCCACCUCGCUUGGCACAUGUGCCUGAAAAUGUCUGUGGAGAACGUGUUGGCCAUUCUUUCAUUCGAAUCUUUCAAAUUGGAAAGAUCAUCGUCCACUUUGAGAGUAAAUCGUAAACUUGGUAAUUUAUUUUUGAUCGAUAAAGCAGUCACUUAACAUUAAUUUUUAUUGCAAAAAUAUGGCUUUUAAUUUGGAAAUGGCUAUUAGAAUUUAUAUCCCUACCUAUGCAAGAAGCAUAUUCCAUUGAAAGUAACAAACAAUAUAUUUGGAACAAUAAGAGUUGAACUAGAUUGACAUAGGGGGUUCUCACGCAGUAGUUUUGCAAAGUAAAUGUACAGAGGAAAAAAUAGCUAUUUUUACAGAAGCGUUCUUUGCAGAAUUAAACCAUGUUGUGGAUAGUGUUUUCUUAUUUAAUUUAAGAAUAUUUGUGAAACGGUAAUUGGGCAAACGGCAUUUCUGUGUGGUGUGAGGGGAAACGGCAUGUUUGGCUGUGGGUCCUGUAAGGCAACAUCACACAAACUUUACAUAUGGCUGCCCUGGGUCACUGCUUGUGGCCACGUGUGCUAUUCAUCUCCUGCUUCGACAGAGAUCGGUGGCGCACGACAUCUGGUGCUAUGUGUUGCAAACACCAAACUGAACCUUGCUUAGUGUGAGGAUUAAUUUUGAGGAUAGAAUUGCACGUAGGGUGAGGAUUACUGCUUUUAAAGGUGACAAUAGCCCUGGUACUGAAUUAGGAUUGUUCAUUGCAAGUGUAGUGUUAUGGAUAGAAUUACGUUUAGAAUGCAUGUUUAGGUUGAUGUUAGGGUUAGUUGUACGAUUGUUAGGAUAGUCUUCUUGGUUCUUUCGGUAAAGUCACGUAGAAUGGAAUAAUAAAAUAAUAAAAAUAAAACAUAAUCAAAUAAUUAUCACGAGGUUUCGACCACAACGCAAGCAACCGUCAUCAGGUGGAGAACAGGUCUGUCGAGAAGACAGUCUCGACAGACCGUCUCAACAGACCUGUUGAAUCCCUGCAAUCACGAAAGCUUUAAAUAGAAAUGUUAGGAUAGUGUUAAAGUUAAGGUUAGCGUUCAAGCUAGGGUUAGUAUUAGUACAACACCAUGACUAAUGUAUUUAAUGAAAAUUCUUCGUGGAAAUGAUUGGUGAUAAAUGGAAUGCCAAAUGUAAGGUUUUGAAUCUUGUUGCUUGGAUGCAGGACCCCACCAAGCCUGCGUCCACCAUCCUCACCAUUUAUUUAACUCCCAAGUCAAAUGCUUUCCUCUGCUUUUAAGUGUUGUGUGGAGCACUGCGUUUAAGGCAGCAUUCUGUUAACUAAGCACAAAGUUAAGUUGGCAAAUUGACCAAACACCGUGCAUGGUUAGCCUUGUGCAACUUUGGGUUUAGUACGCAAAGCAAUUUGUUGCCAUCUGUCGUCGGUGCACUCCUGAAAUGUGCCACAAGGUGCAAAGCACAUUUCACUUGUAGCAGUAUUGAAGGAAAUGUAUUUUAUCCAGUGCCAGGUGCCUCUGGAAUUGCAUUAAGAUUCACUUGCUUUUUUAUUGGAAUAAAUAUCUUGGUGCGUUCA